Cuculus canorus (common cuckoo) is the source of this 918-nucleotide messenger RNA. Its product is annotated as olfactory receptor 14A16-like. Lineage: Eukaryota; Metazoa; Chordata; Aves; Cuculiformes; Cuculidae. Gene Ontology annotation, molecular function: olfactory receptor activity; G protein-coupled receptor activity. Gene Ontology annotation, biological process: G protein-coupled receptor signaling pathway. Gene Ontology annotation, cellular component: membrane. Bases 1 to 918 code for a protein of 305 amino acids. The record is from RefSeq and is a predicted model, not a curated record. The transcript has a single exon.
AUGUCCAACAGCAGCUCUAUCACCCAGUUCCUCCUCCUGAAAUUCACAGACACACGGGAGCUGCAGCUCUUGCACUUCUGGCUCUUCCUGGGCAUCUACCUGGCUGCCCUCCUGGGCAACGGCCUCAUCAUCACCACCAUCGCCUGUGAUCACCACCUCCACACCCCCAUGUACUUCUUCCUCCUAAACCUCUCUAUUCUUGACCUGGGAUCCAUCUCCACCAUUGUCCCCAAAUCCAUGUCCAAUUCUCUCUGGGAUAACAGGACCAUUUCCUACACAGGAUGUGUUGCCCAAGUCUUUCUCUAUGUCUUUUUCAUUGCAGCAGAAUAUUCUCUUCUCACCGUUAUGUCCUAUGACCGCUACGUUGCCAUCUGCAAACCCCUGCACUACGGGACCCUCCUGGGCAGCAGAGCUUGUGUCCACAUGGCAGCAGCUGCCUGGGGCGCUGGGUUCCUCUAUGCUCUGCUGCACACGGCCAAUACAUUUUCCCUGCCCCUCUGCCAGGGCAAUGCUGUGGACCAGUUCUUCUGUGAAAUCCCCCACAUACUGAAGCUCUCCUGUUUAGAUGCCAGUCUUAGGGAAGUAGAGAUUCUUAUAUUAAGUUGUUUGCUUAGUUUUGGCUGUUUUGUUUUCAUUGUGGUCUCCUAUGUACAGAUCUUCAGGGCUGUGCUGAGGAUCCCUUCAGAACAGGGAUGGCACAAAGCCUUUUCCACGUGCCUCCCUCACCUGGCCGUGGUCUCUUUGUUUUUAAGUACUGGUGUGAUUGCCUACCUGAAGCCUCCCUCUAUUUCUUCCCCAUCCUUGGAUCUGGUCAUGUCAGUUUUGUACUCAGUGUUCCCUCCAGCAUUAAACCCCCUCAUCUACAGCCUGAGGAACAAGGACCUGAAGGGUGCAGUGUGGAAUCUGAUAUCUGGAUGA